UCAUUUUAUAACCCCAAACACGUCAGUGGAGUUGGUGAACGGUCGAAGCCGCCUGAGAGGGAUCGAUAAAGCUAUGCUGAGCAUUAAUUCAGAACAGUGAAAGUCUCAUACGUCUAAAUCAGCUACCGCGGGACAGCAGAGAGGAGUUUCUGGUCCGAUAUGGAGGAGAAGAAGGAGAAGAAGGAGGAGAGAGAGGCAGAGAUCCAGGAACACGGCCCCGAGCACUGGUUCUCCAGCUGGGAGAGGCAGUGCCUGGCCGAGGCUGAGCAAGCCGAGCCCGGCGAAGAGGAAGUCGACCAGACCCGGGAAAAACUGUGGCACCUUUUCCAGAACUCAGCCACGGCCGUGGCGCAACUGUAUAAAGAUCGAGUUUGCCAUCAACAAGGAUUGUCGCUGUGGGUGCCCUUUCAGAAUGCUGCCACUACAGUGACCAAUCUCUACAAAGAGAGUGUUGACGCACACCACAGAAGCUAUGAUCUAGGAAUUCAAACUGGCCACCAGAGGCGCAAUAAGGAUGUUCUGGCUUGGGUCAAAAAGCGAAGGAGGACCAUCCGAAGGGAGGAUUUGAUAAGCUUCCUGUGUGGCAAAGCGCCACCGCUGAGGAUUUCGAGAGCAGCACCCAGACUGUCUCCCAACCGGCCGCCUUCAUCAGACACGGUUUCGUCUGUAGAAACUGAUUUACAGCCCUUCCGCGAAGCCAUAGCGCUGCACGGCCUGAGUGGAGCGAUGGCUGGCAUCAGUGUGCGUUCCAGCACCCCCGGCUCCCCCACCCACAACAGUAGCAGCUCCAAUCCCGGCCGCAGGAGAAGCGGCUUUCACGACGUGGACUUGAACACUUUCAUAUCGGAGGAGAUGGCGCUACACCUGGACAAUGGCGGGAACAGAAAGCGGACAUCAGCCCAGUGCACUGAUGUCAUCACAGACUCGCCAACCCAUAAACGCAACAGAAUGAUCUGAGCCUGGUCAGCAAUCGCAAAAUGCACUAUGCUGCUUGAAAAUAAAAGCCACUUAAUCCUCAAUACCUUUAUUUUCCCCUCUUGAAAGGAAGCAAGGGCCAUCGAACAUCUCACACCUGUGAGCUCCAAUAAUGAUUGCCAUAAGGCGGACCACCGUAGUACCUUUUCUGUUAUCAGCUUACUUUUACCACGUUUUGCCACAAGGUGGAGUCAGAGCCACAAAGGAAACAAAAGGAAUACUUCACACAAAAAUGCUCCGUCGGGUCAUGAAAGCAGUUGAUGACCCGUUUGCUUAGUCCCGUUAACUGGCAACUGGCUACUGGCUGUUGGCACAUUAUCAGCAUUUUUGAGUGAUGUAUUAUAUGAUACAUAUUAUAUGUAUAUACACGUAUUAUACAGUGUCCUUUAGACAAUAAUGGAAAGGCACUGUGACGCCAAUCACAAUGUUAAAGGAAUAGCAUUUUCAACCCAAUCCAGAUCUGGACCUUGAAUCCAGAUGCUCAGCCUGCAUUUUGGAAUCACUAGUAGGCCUGAUUCUAGGUGGCCAAUCAAUUACAGUUCAAUUAAAAGAGAAUUCUAAUCAUUUUUCAACAUUGCUGAAAAAAACAGUGGUUGAGAUGUAAACAGAGAUUCAGAGUGGUUUGGUGUGAAAUGGUUCAGAUGUCUUUACAGUGGUGGUGAUAGGAACCAGGCGUCGCCAUGACUACAACACAGAUAUAGACAAUUUAUUUACUAUCCAGAACCACCUACAUGAGUCUUCUGAGCAUUUAUAUGAUGUAAAUCUGAGCUCUGCAUGCACCUCUUCACCAUGAACCUUCUCAAAAGUACCAUAAAACAAUGCCUCAGACAUCAGGCAGUGAAUUCAUGACCAUUUCAUGUAGUAACUUUCUGUGAGGGAGCUUUUAGAGGUGGACGUCUGGUUCCUAUCACCACCACUGUGAACAGUUCUGACUCGGUAGGUUUCUCUAGAACAGAGCGUUUCACACCAAACCACUCUGGAUGAACUUGUUUACGUUUUAACUAUUUGAUUAUGCAGAAGGUUAAAAAAUAGCUGGCAGUGAUUACAAAAUCCAAGACUGGGAAGUGGAUUCAGGGUCUGGGUUUAAAGACCGCUGGCCUACUUGCUGUCCGCCACAUCUGUAGCAGAAGGUUAACUACCACAGGCAGUAUUUCCUCGUGCUUAAAGAACUGUUAAGCAUGGGGCGCACAUCAGAAUUGUUUGUGGUAAUCAGUCAUAUGUUACAGAUACAGGAGACAGAGAUCAGCCUAAAAACGUUGGGUUGUUCCUUUAAUAUUUGGACUGUGGUUUCUAAUUCCAGUCCUGGUCUGUCCAUGUCCUGCAUUGUAAUGCUUUUUCUUCUGUAUCAAUCCUUGUUAAGCUUUGUAAUUACCUUACGGGCUCGUUUCUGAGACCAGGGGGGUAUUCCACAUAGCAGGAUUUCUCAGUUUAGCUAGAUAAUUUAAACCCAAAGUCAAGCCUGUCCAAUAGGAAAAGAGCUAAGGGGCAUUCCCAUUGGACAGUCCUCAUCUUUGGGCUUAAGUUAUCUGGCUAACUAAGAAGUCCUGCUUUGUGGAAUACCCCCCUGGACUAAACUUAAGCUUAAAUCUAGGCUAAACUGCGCAUAUACAUAUAAAAUUUACAUAAACACACAUUUUUUUAACGUGCCAUCGCACAGGUUAGACAGACAUAUACAUUUGCAAUGACCAUUUGGGUCGCUAAGCCAUUUAAUCUUGUGACCACAAUAAUAGAAACAUGCGGUUCAGCACCAAAACAGCUGGUUGUUGCUUUGGAAAAGGAAAUAUUUUUUUUUAAAAAAACUAUCUUGGUUAUUUCAUUAGGUUCUGUUUAGCUACUGCAGUGGUAGCCUUGGAGUAACACCACCUUAUUUUAUUUAAGACCUUGUUUCAUAGAGUGAAAUCAGCAAACUUUAGCCAAUGGGACAUCAUCUGUGACUGCAGGUGGACCAGCUCAGCAGGAGGGACCACCAUGGUCAUCACAGCGUCACAUCAGCUAACACAGUGUUAACGAUUAAUUUGACAAAAUCAAAUUUGAUGCAUUUAGUUUCAUGUUUGACCGAUCAGGUUUGUUAAAGGCGAAAAGUAAUGCGAAAACAAACUCCGAGGCAAGUGGCCACUCGGGCUACAGACGGACGGUCAGUAGGCACUGUCUAGUCCUGGCAUUGCAGUUUAGUCCAAGAUGAGGCUUAAUCCAUGUCCACCAAACCUGCCCAGUGAGUUUAGCUGGGUUUGGUAGGCUGGCCAGAACUGUGCUUCCCCAAGACUGGAAUUUAGACCCACUGAAACAGCAGACGUUGACUGUUUUGUCGACGACUGAAUUGGCUGAUUAUGACAGUAUUUCCACUUCAUCAGGUAGCGUGUGGGUGGACCUCAUUCUCCACGCAGAGCUCUCGACUCCUGGCCUUUGAACCAGGUCUGCUCUAACGUACAAAUGCCACUUUAAUAUAUUCAUCGUUUUUGCCUUCGUUCUCGUAUCAUGGCAGUUCUGUUCUGUUGAUCCGAACAGUAAUGGACAGAGUGCGAAGUCUUAUUUUGAAGCUGCUGUGGAUUUAAACGUGUGUGGACUUGAAGCAAAGAUCUUGCACCACUAAUACCAUUGAGGCGUCUCGGAGAGCGAUAAGAGGAACGCAAGUUUAGUGCAAUUAUUGACUUUUAAAGGGCAUGGCUGGAAGUCAGUGGCUCAGAACCAGGUGUAAAUAGUGCACACGGGGUUUAGGAAGGGCCGUGUCAUCAGAGGAACCCGAUGAUGGUGAUAAGAAACCUACUUUGGCUUGAAAUUGAAGUGUCCUUUUACACGUGUGCCGCUCCGAAGCCUCGCCGGACUGCAUGUUCCCACCGUGGCGCUACGACGGUGUAGACGACCACCUGAGAUCAUUGCCUAUCUUAAGAUUUCACCACAGUCCUUUGGUUCUUAAGGGUCAUUGGAAAUUUCUUUAUACCACUCAAGUUGACAAAGUUUUUCGUGGAUUAGAGUUUUGAGAGAAAAACAUUUAGGUGUUCCUGUGACACAUUGUGAAACAAAAAAAAAGAGUAAAACCGAUUAGUUUCAUUAAAAAUUAAUAGGAAAAAUUUGUUGGUGUUUAAAUAAAAGAGUAGCAUUUAAAGUUCAUUAUUUAUGUUAAUAUGAAGUUGUGUUGAUUUGCUUUGACCCCACAUGAAGUUCUGUGUGCGGAUGUGGUUUGAUCCAUCGCUACUGUUUUCCUCUUCUUUCUUCUUCUUCUAUGGAUUUUUUUUCUUUCUGUUGUAUCAUGAAACGUUUCAGAACACUACCGUACCUGUACAGGUUAUGUAGGAUCCAGUAACCUUUUUUUUUUUUUUCCUUUGUUUUUUUUUCAUCUCAACACGGCAAUAAUUUAGUUGUCCAUCUCGGUUGCGGUUUGUAUUGCAGUUCUGGAUUAAUUUUGUCAGUCAUACAGACAGAAAUGUGAAGUUUACAGCGCUCUGCCACAGACCUGUGAUAAAUUAUUUGCUGAAAUAAAGCUAAGAUUAUUCUGA
Colossoma macropomum (tambaqui) is the source of this 4469-nucleotide messenger RNA. RefSeq names its product chromosome unknown C16orf72 homolog (gene hapstr1a). Lineage: Eukaryota; Metazoa; Chordata; Actinopteri; Characiformes; Serrasalmidae. The record is from RefSeq and is a predicted model, not a curated record. The transcript is spliced from 4 exons. Bases 160 to 957 code for a protein of 265 amino acids.